Messenger RNA from Talaromyces atroroseus, 1005 nucleotides. RefSeq lists its product as hypothetical. Bases 1 to 1005 code for a protein of 334 amino acids. Gene Ontology annotation, cellular component: Golgi apparatus. The record is from RefSeq and is a predicted model, not a curated record. Gene Ontology annotation, biological process: Golgi organization. NCBI's taxonomy places the organism in Eukaryota, Fungi, Ascomycota, Eurotiomycetes, Eurotiales, Trichocomaceae. Gene Ontology annotation, molecular function: protein binding. The transcript is spliced from 3 exons.
AUGUUCGGCGCACUCAAUAGGUUUAUAGGACGACUCGACAGCGAGGGCGUGCAGCAGAAUGCCAAUGGGCCCGGAGACAACUCGUUUGGCUUUCAAAUACUCCGCAACAAAGAUGCAGACCUGCCACUUGAGCCUUGGUUUGAUUUUAUUAUUGGAAUAAACGGGCAUCUUAUUGAAGAGCCAGACCACAACCUGUUUGUGACAGAAGUGCGCAACUGCGCAGGUUCCAGUGUGUCUCUGGAAAUUUGGAGCGCAAAGGGUCAAAGGACACAUACAAUUUCCAUUCCGGUUUCGAAAGAGAAUCCCUCAUUAGGCCUUACAUUACAACUCGCUCCAUUAUCCGUUUCACAGCACAUCUGGCAUGUUCUGUCAAUACCGUCACCACUUAGCCCCGCUUAUUUAGCGGGCUUGUUAGAACACUCAGAUUAUAUACUAGGAUCGCCAAGCGGCACACUGCGAGGAGAGUCAGCGUUGGGCGAGUUGGUUGAGGAUCAUCUCAACCGGAGUCUAGUGCUUUGGGUAUAUAACAGCGAGUUCGAUGUUGUUCGAGAAGUGGAAUUGGUGCCAACAAGAGGCUGGGGAGGGGAAGGUGCGCUGGGAGCUGUUCUUGGAUAUGGAGCAUUACACAGGCUGCCUGUGGGCCUAGGGGAGGAAGUUGAAGGGCCGGGUGAAGUUGUCUUUGAGACGAGAGAGGACGGGCUUGAGCGACCGGCAGAGUCAUAUGCUACAAUUUCUAACCCUGCAGCUGCCACGGGAAACUAUCUCGUUCCUGCAAACAUGUCCUCGCCUCCUCCUUUAUCGUCACCCACUGCUGCUCCUCCGCGGUCAGGCAAGUCAGCACGAAAGAACCGGCAUACAGGCAUUUCACCCAGUAGGACGUUUGACGAAUAUUUUGCCGAAGGGGAGAAGAAGAGUAAGGAGGAGGAUUUUGCACCUUCACGAAGAGGUACGCCGCUUGCACCGCCACCCAAGGCUGGAGAAAACGAAGCUGCUGGACAGACGUAG